Micropterus salmoides (largemouth bass) is the source of this 1922-nucleotide messenger RNA. It is a transcript of the gene tmem38b, whose product is annotated as transmembrane protein 38B. Gene Ontology annotation, biological process: potassium ion transmembrane transport. NCBI's taxonomy places the organism in Eukaryota, Metazoa, Chordata, Actinopteri, Centrarchiformes, Centrarchidae. The coding region runs from base 309 to 1283 and encodes 324 amino acids. The record is from RefSeq and is a predicted model, not a curated record. Gene Ontology annotation, cellular component: membrane. Gene Ontology annotation, molecular function: identical protein binding; potassium channel activity. The transcript is spliced from 6 exons.
GGCGGAACACAGCAGGAAUUCCGCCCAUGAGCCGAUGACAGCCUCUCUGAUGAGGUAACAGCGAUGAUGACCAUCCUCUCGCAAUACAGUUCUGUUGCCCCGGUGGUCCCUAAAGUCAACUAACCAGCUGGCAGCUGUUUGGGCCGCCGGCUGGUGUCAGACUUGACAGACGGUGGAUGAAGCAGAGUGUUCGCCCUGAUGCUCCGAGUUGGACUGGUGCCUUUUUUUCUUCUUUUUUUACACUUGAACUCCUUGCUGAGAUUAACUAGUCUAUCUUACUCUCGUUGAAGAGUUUUAUAAGUAAGAAGAUGGAUUUGUUGGCGGUGCUGCAUUUGGACGAGCUUUCCCACGGGCUGGCAAACUUGUCCAUGUUUCCAUACUUUGACAUGGCGCACUAUAUCGUGUCAAUCAUGGCUCUGAGGGAGCAGCCAGGUGCUCUUGAGGUCUCCAGGGUCAGCCCCUUAGCCUGCUGGUUCAGCUCCAUGCUCUUCUGUUUUGGUGGAGCUGUGCUAUCUGGGAUCAUGCUGGCCGAACCAGCUGUUGCCCCUUUGUCCAACAGCACCAGUGUUCUGCUUGCUUCAAUCAUUUGGUACCUGGUGUUCUACUGCCCCAUGGACCUGGUUUACUGUUGCGCUGCCCUGCUGCCUCUCAGGCUGGUGCUGUCAGGAAUGAAGGAAGUGACCAGGACGUGGAAGGUGCUCGGUGGGGUCACCCAGGCACACAGCAAAUACAAGGACAGUCUGCUGGUUAUGAUUGCCAUUGGGUGGGUUAGAGGAGCUGGAGGUGGUCUUAUAAGUAAUUUUGAGCAGCUUGUUCGAGGUGUAUGGAAACCAGAGACUAAUGAGCUCCUCAAAAUGUCUUACCCCACCAAGAUCACCCUGAUAGGGGCGGUGCUGUUUGCUCUGCAGCAAACCCAUUACCUGCCUCUCCAGAAGCAUCACCUGAUGCUCGUCUACACCAUCUUUACCGUCGUCAACAAGUCAAGGAUGAUGCUGACAGGCUCCUCUGCCUCGCCAUUUGCUGCCAUCGAGUCGGCUGUCUACAAGACCCUCUUCACCGGCUACUUUCCUUAUGCUGUCCUCAAUGACGAUUUAAAGAAAGAGUGUAUUGACAGUGGCAAAACCAAUAUGACGACCUCCUCUGCAACAACCAAAGAGUCCCAUGAGAAUGGAGCAGCAGCGCAGCGUACCCCAGUUUCCCCUGUCAAGCUACAAAGUCGAUCGCUCAAAGCCAAAGAGGAGUCAGAGAGUGCAGAGACAACAAGCUGCAAGAAGGCCGACUAGUCAGCCUCUGCCCCAUAGCGCUGUUUCACCUCUAAGCAGGGUUAUGGAGUCAUUCUGAUUCAGAUUUUUCAUGUCAGGACUUAAACUUUCUGACUGCUGAAAUAGAAUUUCAAAAGAAGCUGACUCAAGCUAACCAACCCUGCACCUUAUUGUGGGAUAAUCACCUCGUCCUUAAAGUACCUGAUAUUUUUGCUGUGGGAGAUAUCCUUGGGCUGAUUGCACACUUGCAGUACAACGUGUAGCUUCAUUUUUAAUAUAUUAAUUAUAUAUUAAUUAUAUUAGUACAGUUUGUAUUGGCUUACAAACUGAUGAGAAUUUUAUCUCUGGGUUUUGGGAACAAUGCUGUGCACCUGCUGAUCUUUGAAUGUCUAUGUAUCCUUUUCUCUCUGCUCUAUUCUGCUUCAUGUGAAUGCUGAAUUUCCUACUCUGAAAUGGUUAGAAAAUGUUUUUAAAAAGAGAUAUUCUAUUCUAUGACGCACAGAUAUUUUAUUCUAUUUAUACUAAAUAAUUUCACUCUUGAAUGUAUAACUAUUUGAAAUGGAAGACGACUUUUUUUAUUGUAUUCUGUUUCUUGGCUGAAUGCUUUGAAUUACACUUUAAGCAUGAGAAUAAAUAGGUGCAAAUGCACUAUAAAAUGUG